Kwoniella botswanensis is the source of this 861-nucleotide messenger RNA. RefSeq lists its product as uncharacterized. Gene Ontology annotation, cellular component: mitochondrion. The transcript is spliced from 6 exons. Gene Ontology annotation, molecular function: fatty acyl-CoA hydrolase activity. Bases 1 to 861 code for a protein of 286 amino acids. Lineage: Eukaryota; Fungi; Basidiomycota; Tremellomycetes; Tremellales; Cryptococcaceae. The record is from RefSeq and is a predicted model, not a curated record.
AUGAAAUCUUUGCGACUGGUAGGUAACGCGAGUAAAGCAAGGGGAUCUCGACCCCUACAUUCAUCUGUGGUAAGGAUGGACGACGAAUCAAUACGUCUCAAGGACCUAUACGCCAAGUUCCAAGAUCCCACAUCGCAUUAUCAUAUCCCUCCAGGAACGAACGGACCGGAACAUGAAGAGGAUCAUUCGUCAUCCAGAGAUCCAAGAUUAAUCUCGAGGUUUAAAGCUGGACGGGAUCGGGCGCAGAGUAAGCCCAGCUCAGCUAGAUUAGGUGUACCCGAGACUAGACCUUCGAUACAGUGGUCUUCGCCUUCACCGGACGGCGGGAGAAGUACGCCCCAUGAUAGACCUUGGUUGGAGGAUGGUAGUGAGAGCAAAAAGAAGGCUUUGGAGUAUUUCAGGGAACAGGGAUAUGAUACGGCAGGAGUAUUGACUUGGCCUGUGGCUUGGGGAGAUUGUGAUACUUAUCGCCACGUCAACAACGUUAGAUUCUUAGAAUGGAUUCAGUCCGCUCGAAUCAGGUAUGCUGAAAGUUGGGCAGGGGAGAUGCCAGAGGGGUAUAUACAGAAGAUGACGGCAGGAAAAGGUACAGGAUUUAUAUUGAAAGAUGUUUCCCUCAAAUACAUCGCACCGGUCAAUUACCCUGAUACUGUGAUGGUGACAAAUCAGAUACAUUCAAUUAACCCGGACAAGGCAUCCUACGGACAUAAACACUUGAUAUGGUCCCUAAGGGAUGCAAGAGUGGCUGCGAUCGCCGACAGCACGAUCGUGAUGUACGACUACGAUAAUUUGAAGAAAGGCAAGAUGAGUGAUGAGUUUAGGGAAUUGCUGGAAGGUGUAGUUGAUAGCUAUGGCAAGUAG